CAAAAUCUACAACUAGCAUUUGCGAACAUCAUCAGUCAAGACUUCUACAACAACCGCAAUCAUGGCUGACGAAUACAACGCCGAGGAGGCUGCCGAGAUCAAGAAGAAGAGAGCCUUCAGGAAGUUCACAUACCGUGGCAUUGACCUUGAUCAAUUGCUCGACCUCUCUAGUGAGCAGCUCCGCGAUGUCGUCCACGCCCGUGCUCGGAGACGGUUCAACCGUGGCUUGAAGCGAAAGCCUAUGGGUCUGAUCAAGAAGCUCCGUAAGGCCAAGCAGGAGGCUAAGCCCAACGAGAAGCCUGAUCUUGUUAAAACCCAUCUCCGUGACAUGAUUGUUGUCCCCGAAAUGAUUGGUUCCGUUAUCGGUAUCUACAGCGGAAAGGAAUUUAACCAGGUUGAAAUUAAGCCCGAGAUGGUUGGCUACUAUCUCGGCGAGUUCAGCAUUUCAUACCGACCAGUCAAGCACGGUAGACCAGGUAUUGGUGCCACCCACUCUUCGCGUUUCAUUCCCCUCAAGUAAAUGUCGAACGAUGAGGCCAAAAAUGGUUCUUUCUAUUGCUGGACCGUUAGGGCGGAAUUGCGGACGAACUGAUCAUCCAAUAUCAGUCUGGUGGGCGAUGCAUGGUCAAUUGGUGUCAUGAUAACACUACAUAGCGACUUCUAUAAGGAAAUGGAGCGCUGAACGGCGUUAUGUGUCUUUUGCCAUCGCAAACCAACGUUCAUUACAAGUUUAACUUUUCUUUGUUUGCUUCAUUGUGUGAAAUUGCAGCAUCUCGUUACAUCACAAUAUGCGUUGAAGCCCGUCAUUAGCGAAUGAGCUCAACCUUAUGAAUUCAUGUCAACUCCGUGCGCGCCUCUAUUUAUCAAGUUUCCACGUCGAGCGUCAACAUGUUGUUCUACUAUGC
Messenger RNA from Verruconis gallopava, 905 nucleotides. Its product is annotated as 40S ribosomal protein S15. The record is from RefSeq and is a predicted model, not a curated record. Gene Ontology annotation, cellular component: ribosome; cytosolic small ribosomal subunit. Gene Ontology annotation, biological process: ribosomal small subunit assembly; translation. Bases 62 to 520 code for a protein of 152 amino acids. Lineage: Eukaryota; Fungi; Ascomycota; Dothideomycetes; Venturiales; Sympoventuriaceae. The transcript has 4 exons. Gene Ontology annotation, molecular function: structural constituent of ribosome; RNA binding.